UGCAAGAAGGCAGCCGGGGACAGAGAGAGAGAGAGAGAGAGAGAGAGAAAAAACUGCCCCGGAAACAGAUUUAUUUAGCACCACAGGUUUCAUUUAACGUUAUCACUAGGGAAAAUGGCGACAAAGCAGCAUUUUUGGAGUGAUAGCGAGACAACAUUUAUGCUGGACGAAAUGAAAGAUUUGAAUAUUCUGCAGCUUCUCGACGGGAGGAAAUACAGGAACGGUGACAUAUUUAAGAAGCUAUCAGAUAAGAUGGCCUUGGCAGGGUAUUCACGGAGUGCGGAGCAGAUCCGCAGUCGUUGGAAAGUCUUGCGCCAGGCUUAUUUCAGGGCUAAGAGGCACAGCAGCAGUGGGGUAAGUCCGGUGGACUGCCCCUAUUUCGAACCACUUGAAGAUCUUUUGGGUCCCAUCCACUGCUCAACCACCGAGGGAAGCGGAGUAGAUGUAGGCUUGCAGGAGCUAACGCCAAGCCAAACAGCGGAGGACGUGGCCUCGUCGCUUUCAUCACCAGAGUGUGUUGAAGACACGGAGACACGAGAUAUCCAAGUGGAAGUUGAAUCUGCCCACUUCAUACAAUCAGCACCUCAGCCACGUUCCCCAAACUCAAAAGUCAGAAAAAAGAAGCGCAAGGUUGAUCAAGACCACUACAGCUUCCUGGAGAAUUUGCAAAGUCAGCAUCAGUCGUGGCUGGCACGGCAGAUGCAGCAGCAACAGGAGCGUGAUGAACGUUUUAUUUCAUCUCUUAUGGAGGCCAAUGCACAGGCUACAGAGCGGGUUGUUUCUUUAAUGCUCGAUGGUCUCCAGAAGAUGAUUACUCCACAUGUGAGCAACCCACAUUGUUCGACAGAACUGCACCAUCCUGCACAAAACGGAAUUUUAAGUCCUCGGUCAUCGAUAAAGAAUGAGGACUUUGAGGACUAUGAGACAGGGUAGUGUAUUUGUGUGUAACCUGUUUGGUACAGCAGUAAAGCAAAGGCAAUGCACUCUGUCACACAGAGCUAAGAAUGAAGUCCUGGUAAGCUCCAUAGAGGAUCUAGUGUUUAUAGUGUUUGAUGCUCUUUUCUCAAAGCCACAUAUUUUGGUGCAUUUGUUAUCUAAACAGCUGUGCUGCCUUAGUGUCGGUCCUGCUUGUCCUACAUCCAAAACUGCUGGGUCAGUAAUUUACUUUACUUUGACACUUUGUUUACAGCAAUAAACACUGACUGUUUAUACCACA
Messenger RNA from Ictalurus punctatus (channel catfish), 1216 nucleotides. RefSeq lists its product as uncharacterized. The transcript is spliced from 3 exons. The record is from RefSeq and is a predicted model, not a curated record. Lineage: Eukaryota; Metazoa; Chordata; Actinopteri; Siluriformes; Ictaluridae. Bases 115 to 933 code for a protein of 272 amino acids.